Messenger RNA from Thunnus maccoyii (southern bluefin tuna), 6201 nucleotides. RefSeq names its product potassium inwardly rectifying channel subfamily J member 12a (gene kcnj12a). The transcript has a single exon. NCBI's taxonomy places the organism in Eukaryota, Metazoa, Chordata, Actinopteri, Scombriformes, Scombridae. The record is from RefSeq and is a predicted model, not a curated record. Gene Ontology annotation, cellular component: plasma membrane. The coding region runs from base 402 to 1703 and encodes 433 amino acids. Gene Ontology annotation, biological process: regulation of monoatomic ion transmembrane transport; potassium ion import across plasma membrane. Gene Ontology annotation, molecular function: inward rectifier potassium channel activity.
AGCUCGAAUACACAAGCAGUUCAUUCAGUGUGAUGAUAUAUUAAUAUCAAUAGCCUUCUUUUUGGGACAGUAGCAAAACAGUUCAUGUGUGUUACUUAUGUAACAAUGUUUUGCCGUUCAGUCACUAAAAGCUUUCAUGGUUGGUUCUUUAGUGAGAUUCAAUAAACAGGUAUGGUGUGAUUUGUCCAUUAUGUCACAGAAAGAUGCUCACAUUGUUCUCCUCUCCUGACAUUCUCUACAGGGAUUGGAUUAAAGCGCAAGGCUCCCACCCAGCUCCCUGUCUAUGACUCACUAAAAUGCAGCUUUGCCAGUGAUCAAGCUGCGAGGGGCCUUGAUCACACACUGGGACUCCAGGCCUGCCCUUCUGCUCUGACCCUGCAGCUGGAGGCGCCGCCAGGAGCAUGAGUGUGGGAAGGAUCAAUCGCUACAGCAUUGUGUCAUCUGAAGAAGAGGGCCUCCGCCUCACUACCAUGCAUGGCAUGAACGGCUUUGGCAAUGGCAAGAUCCACACACGCCGCAAGUGCCGCAACCGCUUCGUCAAAAAGAAUGGCCAGUGCAACGUGCAGUUUGCCAAUAUGGACGACAAGUCGCAGCGUUACAUGGCUGACAUAUUCACCACAUGUGUUGAUAUCCGUUGGCGAUGGAUGCUGGUAGUCUUCACUCUUGUGUUUGUUGUCUCCUGGCUGGCCUUUGGCUUAGCCUUCUGGGUCAUCGCUUUGCUGCAUGGGGAUCUGGAUAACCCAGCCGGAGAUGACAACUUCACUCCGUGCGUCCUACAGGUUAAUGGAUUUGUGGCCGCCUUUCUAUUCUCCAUUGAAACACAGUCUACCAUAGGUUAUGGCUACCGUUGUGUGACUGAGGAGUGCCCUGUGGCUGUCUUCAUGGUGGUCUUCCAGUCUAUAGUGGGCUGCAUCAUUGACUGCUUCAUGAUUGGCGCCAUCAUGGCCAAGAUGGCAAGGCCUAAGAAGCGAGCACAAACACUGUUGUUUAGCCACAAUGCUGUCAUUGCCAUGCGGGAUGGAAAGCUGUGCCUCAUGUGGAGGGUAGGAAACCUUCGCAAGAGCCACAUUGUAGAGGCCCAUGUCAGGGCACAGCUCAUCAAACCUCGGAUCACUGAUGAGGGGGAGUAUAUUCCCCUAGACCAGAUAGACAUUAAUGUGGGUUUUGACAAAGGCCUGGACCGGAUUUUCUUGGUUUCACCCAUUACUAUUCUCCAUGAGAUAGAUGAGGAGAGCCCCCUUUUUGGGAUCAGCAAACAGGACCUGGAGACAGCAGAUUUUGAAAUUGUCGUCAUCUUGGAGGGGAUGGUUGAAGCAACCGCCAUGACUACACAGGCUCGCAGCUCCUACUUAGCCUCUGAGGUCCUUUGGGGUCACCGGUUCGAGCCAGUCUUGUUUGAGGAGAAGAACCUGUACAAGGUGGAUUACUCUCACUUUCACAAAACCUACGAGGUGCCGUCCACCCCCCGCUGCAGUGCCAAGGACAUGGUGGAGAACAAGUUUCUAGUCCCCAGCUCUAACUCCUUCUGCUAUGAAAAUGAGCUGGCUUUCCUAAACCGCGAUGAUGAGGAGGAGGAUGUAGGUGGUGGGAGCAGGGCACUGGCAAACCUCAGUCCAGACCGGAACAGCCGACAUGAGUUUGAACGCUUACAGGCCAUCAGGACACUGGAUCAAAGGUCAUAUCGUAGAGAGUCGGAAAUAUGACCUCUACCCACUGACCCAGGGUCAACUUUCAAUAACUUUAUUCAAGGGUAAAAAUGCAGAACAAUGCAAAGUGCCAUAGGAAGAGCUGACUACUGUGAUAGAUUGGAAAUAGUAAAAGGGACUUAACUGGAAGGAAUGGGGAAAAGCAGGAGAGCACAGCUUAGGCAAUUGUGGUAAGGAAUGUCUACAAUCAAGGAAAAGGCUAGAGAAAGACCUUCUUCCUUCAUGGAAACUUGAAUCUUUUUUCAUAUGGUCAUUUUGAGUUAAGAGUGUUCAAAGACAGUGCAUCAAAAUGCUUAUGGCAAAACCUUAUAAUCAAAUCUUAGGUGUAAAUACAUUGCUUAGGUAAGUUAUGUUUUGUGUGCAGUAUCAGUUUCCAAAACCACCUCUAAAAGAAUAGAAUGUGCUAUUUCAACUUGUUCUUGGGCACAAAUAAUAGCGUUACAAGGCUUCUCUUAAGCUCUCCUUGCAUUGCUGUAAUUUGCUGGACCUGAGUUCAGUGACACAUUGAAAAUUCGUGUACUGCAGCAUUCAGAUGCAAUGAGCCAUGAUAAAACAUCUGACCAUGAGCCACUGAAAACAACAUUAUUCAACACCUUCAUUUUAGUUUUGGUGUGAUCACAAAAUCUACCAACAUAGGAAGAGUAGGCAAAAUUAAUUGCACUAUGAAGAAAAUGAAGGAAUAUGCUGAACUGGAGAAACUUUUGUAUUUAUAACUCUCUUAAUGCCUCAUAUGUUAAACAACACCCUCAAGGCAAACAGCUUACAAACCACCAACAUCAUGAUUUGUCUUCAUUGGCCUAUACAUCAUGUCAUGUCAUGUACAAAUUUGCUAAGUAGUCAGGUUCAACAAAACUAAAGCACAAAUAGGAUAGAGAACGGAUUUAAAGUAAAGCAUUUUGUAAUUUCACAUUCACAAAAAUGUAUUUCUUGCAAGAUACAGGUUGCAAUAUCCAGGUAUGUACUGAUCAAAUUUAUAAACAAAUAGCAGCAAUUUGUAACCCCACAAAAUAUGCACCUUAAAAUCUACCUUUAUUUUCAUUAUUUGAAAAUAUACCUAAUAAACUAAGUUGAACAAAAACAGUUUUUCUUCCAUUCCAUACGGAAAUUAACAUCAACAAACUGACAUAAAGUUGAUCACACUAAUGUGUUUUUGUUCUCUUUAAAAAUGAAUCUAUGCAUAUUGUUAAUAGUAUCAGGGGACAGGAAUUCUAUUGAGAUCUGUGUGAGAUUAAAUAAUGUAAUAACAUUGCUUUAAUCAAAACAUAAUGCUUAGAAAAACAGCCAGGAAUUAAAAAAAAGAACAAAUUCAAUAUCUAAGAGUAACUGUUGUGUUCAUCAAAUAUAUUUGACAAGAGUUUAAUUAAAUCGAUAGUGUAAAUUUGAUAUCUUUCAAACUUUUAAAAUGUACACAAGAAGUGUCCUGAUGUAUUUCUUUGGCCAGAGGGUAGUCCAUUGUCAAACUAAAAUUGAAAUGUAAGGUUUCAGCAUCACCAAAGUUGAGCCAUUCCUAAUUCUACAUCAACAACAAUCAUUAUAAGAGCAAAUGUGUCUACAACACUUUGCGUUAUGCUAAUAAGGUUUGAAUAGUCCAAACAUAUUUGCCAGCCCUAUAUUUGUAUUCAUUUUACAUCAACAGUGGGUAAAUUUAACUGCUCUUUAUAAUGUUACUAACGGAGUCAAACCUAGGGGUUAUAGGGUUGGGUUGGGUUAUAGACAAAAUAUUAUCUAACUAUUACAUGACAAAUGUAUCCUUUAAUGAGUAAAAUUAAUGUGUGCAAUACUAAGUUUGGCUAAAAACCUGUUAUCACUGUCACUGCUGUCCAAAUACAUAUACAUACAUGAGCAACAGUAAAACUGAGAGAAAAAAAAAGCUUCCUCCUAUUUCCUCCUCAUGUUGUUUCCUCUGGCAUUUACAAUCAUCACAUACUGUAGACAGCUAAAUGCAUUUUAGCAAUAUGCUAAUAGGAUGAGAUAAGACACUGGACCACGGUCUGGAUGGAAGCAAUAAACACUGAAGCACACCUUUCUGAAUUAAUUGUAAUAAGCAUAUUCUUAAUGGUUCUGUUGUAAUACACUGAACAUGCAUAUUUAUGAUUCUUGAUUCACACAUAUUAAUUGAAAGAAACGGUGUGAGGAGAAUGACCCUAUUUUUUUUUGUUGUUGUUUUUAUUGUACUUGUAUGCGUAUGAUUUCUUUGUGCAUGUUUGAUACCAAAGUAAUGGAGUGUGGUUCAGACUAUGUUUUUAAGCAGUUGUUCCCAAGAAGAUAAUCUUCCAAAAAAGGAUAGACUGAUCUUGAAAAAUGGGUAGUCAUAUUCUGAAAGGGUGCUUGAUUCUCUAGUUUGCAAUUGGUCUCUUUAUAGAUCUAAGUUAAUCCUUAAAAUAUGCCAUUAAUUAAAGCAAAUGUCCAAUCAGUCAGAAGUUAAAACCAAAUCAACUAAGAUAUAUAGUUGUAGUUAUAGGUUAAAAAUCAUAUGCCAUCACUAUAUACAGUAGUUUAAGUGACAAAAUUAUGAUGCAUGACAAAACUUUUCUCUUUGGCAUGGACAAUAGCAUUUGAAAAUGAUCCCUUAUUCUAGAUGCCUAGUCAGAAUUUAUCAUUCAAACCUCAACAUGUUUAUGUUGUGUCACAAGAUACUGUUUAUCAAAUCUAGUUUAUCUAUUACCUCACUAAAAUGUGGAUGUCAUGUCCCUGUUAAACACUUUUAGUUAACUUCCUUUCACAUAUAAAAGAUUACAUAUGUGUAAAGAAGGAAACCUUUAGGAUAUGGUGAAAAACUAUGACAUGAAAACAAAGAAAAGAACCAUAAAAUGGUCGUUAUGUUGGUCAAAAUGACUGAUAUUUUCCUAGUAGUCAUUUAACUCCAGGGGUAUGCUUGGCUCCAUGAUAUUUCUUGGUUAUAUAUUGAUUAUUUUUUAGAAAUUUUUAGGAUGUAGUAAAAUAUAAAGACCAUUUUUCAGCUAAUAAGUGAAGCCUUCUUUACCCGACCCUAAACAUUUAUAUGCUCAUUGCCUUCUGGGAAGGUUUGAUACGCUGAUGUGUCCCUGCACCUACUCACAAAAUAUCUGUGGUAAAAAAAAAAAGGUGACGCAUCAACAGCUUCUAUGCUGAAUCACUGAAAUGCAUAGUUCAAUCAUUUCUGAUGAAUUUUCUUUUUUUCAGAGAUUGUUUCAGCUUUGAUGUUGCCCACCUGAGCCCUUAAAAAUAAAAACACACACACAAAAGUUUUAGCUAAUCAUACAAAAAGUUUAUAGUGUAAAAAGCAUAGUAACAUUAUAAAAAUUGUAAUAGGAAGCAGCCAGGCUGAACAAACCUGCUUAUUUUUAUACAAAGUUCUUUUUGAUAGAAUACAGCAACCAAUAUUUAUCUGUUUUUAUCAGAAUACUACAAUGAAAUCACUAUUGUGAGACAGAAAUAUAAUUCUUGUCUCAGUUUUCAAUGAUUUAAUUUCUGUUGUUUCAUUUCAGCACAGAAGCUCGUGAUUUAACAGGUAUUUCUCUUAAAGGGAUGAUUGGAAAAACUUUUGACCUCUGUAGAAGUCUUCCUAUGUCCAGCAAAAUGUCUACUGGGCUUUUGAUUUUAAUUCAAAGUCAUUUAAAUUAUUCAAUUAAAAAACUAACUGUGAAAAAAAAAUGUUUUUAUCUCUUUUGUUGAAAAUGCUCCACCAGUCUGGGCCAUAUUGAAACGUAAAAUCCGAUACAAACCCCGGACAUCCUCAGGGUUGACUAAUCAAUGGAUGAAGUGGUCGCUGAGGUAAUACAUCACCAUGAGGGGUGGUUUAAGAUGAGAGAUCAAGAUUCAUGUCACUACAGUCAGAUGACUCUCUGGUCUUGGGGCCAAUUAUUCAAGAAGGCUCAUCAAUUAAUCACUGUCUGUGACACACAAACAACCAGCGGGGCCACGGGCCUUUUGGCCCCGCUGAACUGGGCAAGUGGCCUGCAGCUGAUUUUCUCUGAUCAAUGGGGCAACAACACGUGAGAAAUCAUUAAUACUCUAUAACCUCAGAACUGAGAGAACAUUAUUAUUUCUAAGCAUUACACUACACAAUUGCAUAGAAACUGUACAUUUGGUUUUUCUUGAGAGUUUAAGGUCUUACACUGCUCAGUAGAGCCCAACCAGAGCUGGAUAUUUUAGGAUGAUAUGGAUAAUGUCAUUUGAGAGUUUAAAAAUCUGGUAACGUUAUAUCUGCUAAUAUUCCCUUUUUAAAUAUACACCAUAAAUAUACAGCAUUUUGAUAAGAAUCUCUUGUCAGUGCUCUCUGGUUAAUUAUUGUCCAAAUCAUACACCAAUAUCAAUCUGUGAUAAGUAGCUGUGGCUCAGGAGGUAGCGCGGGUUGUCCACUAAUCGGAAGAUUGGCGGUUCGAUUCCCAGCUUCUCCAGUCUGCGUGUCGAAGUGUCCUUGGGAAAGAUACUGAACCUCAAAUUGCGCCAGAUGGCUGUGCCAUCAGUGUGUGAAUGAUUAGGUUCCCUCUGAUGGGCAGGUUGGGACCUUGCA